GGGGAUCGAGUAGGGUUUUACAGUUUCGUGUCUGGGUAUAUUUGUGACGAACUUGCCUGAUCGGACGGCGCGCCGACGCGAUGCUUCGCUCCCUAUUCCGCCGCCAUCCGCUCCCUCCAUCAAAGCUAAUCCAUUGCGUCUUCUUCUCCACCGGCACAUCCGUCUCCUCCUCAGGCGUAACCGCUUCUCCAGAUCCCCAUUUCCUGGUCGAGUACCUCGUGCAUACGUGCGGGUUCUCCGCCGACGAUGCUUCCAAGGUCUCAAAGUCGCUCCCCCGCUUUCAGUCCACCGAGAAGCUCGAUGCUGCUCUUGGAUUCUUCAGAUCUCAGGGCUUUGAUGGCGCUAAUCUCAGAAAGAUAAUAUCUCGGAGGCCAGGAUUGCUCUGCAGGGAUGUGGAGAACAGUCUCGGUCCAAAGUUCAAAAUUUUGCGCGACAUGGGGUUAUCUGAGUCCCACAUCGUCAAUGCCGUUAUGCGGCACCGCAUCAUUCUUUCCCUCGACGUCCAGAACACGCUUCUCCCCAAAUUGAAGGUUUGGGAAAGUUUAUUUGGAUCGAGGGAGAUCCUCCUCAGGAAACUCCGGGGUUGUAAUCGGUUUAUAAGCGCCAGCAUUGAGAAAGUGAACCCAGAUACCCUCCGGGCUCUGGUAGAUAGAACUGUGGGGCUUGGAGUUCCCCGUGGAUCUGGAAUGUUCCUCUGGAUCCUUUUUGCGCUGCAUGCGGUAAGAAGGAAAAAAUUUGAGGCUCAACUCAAGCUCAUGAACAAUUUUGGUUGGUCGAACUCGGAUUUCAUUACUGCAAUCAAGACACAACCACGCUUUUUACUCCUUUCCAUAGAGUCAUUGCAGAGAAAGAUGGAGUUUUUGGUCAAUGAUGUUGGAAUUUCACCUUCAGACAUUGCUCACUGCCCGGCGCCUUUAGUGCUAAGUUUGGAAAAGAGGUUAAUUCCUCGAUUUCGUGUUAUGGAGAUAUUGAAAUCUGAAGGGUUAUGGACGUCAACAAACAAGCUACAUGGAGUUUUAUCAUUAUCUGGUCCAAAGUUUUUGCAGAAGUUUGUGCAACCUUACCAAGCUAUACUCCCCAAACUUCUUGAAGUCUUGUGAGUUGUAUCUGAGUUCAAAGGGAAUAAUCCAAAACUGCUAAUGAACGCAUGAUUUACAUAGGUUUGAUUUUUAUGACUGGAUAAGCAAUGAUAUUGAACCAAUUUUGUUGUAGUUUUCAUAUGGUUGACAUGCCCUAUUCAUAUUCUGUAUUAUGAAUGUAACUGUUCCUUUAGGCAUGAGGAUGUUAGGUUUUCGGA
Molecule: messenger RNA, 1297 nt
Organism: Zingiber officinale
Lineage: Eukaryota; Viridiplantae; Streptophyta; Magnoliopsida; Zingiberales; Zingiberaceae
Product: transcription termination factor MTERF15, mitochondrial-like
Exons: 2
Coding region: 81-1100 (339 amino acids)
Biological process (GO): chloroplast organization; regulation of DNA-templated transcription
Cellular component (GO): chloroplast
Molecular function (GO): double-stranded DNA binding
Source: RefSeq, a predicted model, not a curated record